Annulohypoxylon maeteangense is the source of this 1119-nucleotide messenger RNA. RefSeq names its product DUF1264-domain-containing protein. The transcript has 4 exons. NCBI's taxonomy places the organism in Eukaryota, Fungi, Ascomycota, Sordariomycetes, Xylariales, Hypoxylaceae. The record is from RefSeq and is a predicted model, not a curated record. Bases 89 to 823 code for a protein of 244 amino acids.
UCUGGAUUGUUUCGUUUGAAUCGCCAGACUAAACAGCCUCGAGUUCCUCAGUCGUUCUUCUAGUCGUCCUAAAUUCGCAAUCUUCGCCAUGUAUUCGCAACUUAGUCGCGCAUUUUCCGCUGCCCUGGCUCUCCUUCCCAUGGCUGUGUCAGCAGCGCUUCCUUUCGGUCACUAUGGCCCUGAAGGUACCGUGUUAUUCCUGAACGGAUUCCACUUCGUCUCGGGACACAGCGACUGGGAGAUUUCUGCCAACCAUUAUUGCGUUAUCAUUGCGAGCGAUACUUUGCAAUGCGCCGUGUACAACACCAACACGACUCCCGCGCGCUUGGCUGGAAUCGAAUACAUUAUCACGAAGGAUGCGUUUGAGACCUUGGACUACGAAGAGCGCCAAAUGUGGCAUAGUCAUGUCUACGAAAUCACCAGCGGAUUCCUCAUCGAGCCCGGCCUGCCGGAUUCCGUUGACCACACCAUCAUGAAGGACGUCUUGGUUGGAACUUACGGAAAGACAUUCCACACCUGGCGCUACGACCAGCAGAACUCCACGUACCCCAUCGGCAUCCCAGAGCUUGUUAUGGGCUACACCGGAGACGACCAGAUUACCCCUGACUUCGUGAACAAGAGAGACGAGCUGUUCGGAGUUAACACUACCGAAAUCAAGGACUCCCGCAAGGAUAUCGACCCCCCUGCUGUCGCUGCCGGAGCUGAUAGCUGGAAGUAUGGCUUUGUUUUGUCUUUGGGCUUGGUCAACCAGACUUCGAACACGACUUUUGGCGCUGCUGUCGCCGCUGAGGGGCAGUCUAUCCUGUCACACAAGGAUGCUUGAGUUACUCAUUCUAGCGAAAAGGGGUUUCAAUACCUUUACCUGGCGUGACUGGUCCGAAAAGUGACACGGUGGAGUGGGUGGUGAAGGACGAUUGUACAUACGUAGCUGAAUAGUGCAGAUAAUACCGGGAGUUCGAACCCAUUCCUCUCUUUUCAAACCAUCGGCGUUAAUUGUGAAAUUGGGAGUAUCAGCUAUAAUAACGUAUAGGUGCAUAAUGAGGCAACCUUGGCACGGCAUAAAUGCCGUCCAAGACUCGUGGGGGCCGGAGAAACCGCAUCCACGGGCUUCACUGUUCG